AUGCUGAGGAAGGACGCCGGCUACUCCGAGCCGGGCUGCGGCCGAGGGCAAAGAAUCCUCGUGCACGCGGGUGUGGGCCACUUUGCAGUCCAGCUGGCGAAGAUCUACGGCUUUGAGGAGAUCGUGACGACCUGCUCUGCUGCGAACGAGGAAUUCGUGAAGGGCCUGGGGGCCACUGCCAUCGUCGACUACAAGACCGAAGACUUCGUCACGAAGUAUGCCAACAACAAGUUCGAUCUGGUGGUAGAUCCGGUGGGUGGCGAACCCGUCGGCUGCUGCUGCGCCGCCCAGAAUGCCCUGGCCCAGUAUACGCCGCGAAGCCGGAUGGUCACCAAGACUGGCGGCACGGUGGUGGGAAUCAUCACGGGCACCACGCUGCAGGGAGCCCCCUGCGGCUUCGUGGGAGCGGUUUGCUGCUCUUGCCUCCCAGCCUUGUGCGGGUACAAGUGCAUGAGUGCUUGUGGCCUUGGGCCGAAGUUCGUUGGCCCCUUCUUCCUGCGCGCCAACGAGGCGAACGUCGACCUCACGAGGCUCCGCGAGUGGGUGGAUCAGAAGCAGCUUCGAACGGAGGUUGCCGAAGUCUUCCGCUUCGAGGACGCCCCGAAGGCCCUGGAGACCCUGGAGGAGGGCGGCGGGCACAACACCAAGAAGUCGAAGAGCAAACCCUUCCGGGGAAAGGUCGUCGUCAAGGUGUCCUCUUGA
This is a messenger RNA of Symbiodinium sp. CCMP2592, 702 nucleotides long. The record is from the annotation of a GenBank genome assembly. NCBI's taxonomy places the organism in Eukaryota, Dinophyceae, Suessiales, Symbiodiniaceae.